This is a messenger RNA of Hyposmocoma kahamanoa, 1570 nucleotides long. RefSeq names its product surfeit locus protein 6 homolog (gene Surf6). NCBI's taxonomy places the organism in Eukaryota, Metazoa, Arthropoda, Insecta, Lepidoptera, Cosmopterigidae. Gene Ontology annotation, biological process: ribosomal large subunit biogenesis; ribosomal small subunit biogenesis. The record is from RefSeq and is a predicted model, not a curated record. Gene Ontology annotation, cellular component: nucleolus. The transcript is spliced from 5 exons. Gene Ontology annotation, molecular function: RNA binding; DNA binding. Bases 243 to 1160 code for a protein of 305 amino acids.
GAACUAAACAUACAAAAUAUCAUCAUUUUUGUAUAAUUAUUGUCCUGAGGUACAGCUACUUCAUACAGUCCAAAUGUGUGGUUUGAAGUGGCAUAUUCUGCCCUCCUAACUGAGAGUGCAGUAACUAAGUCAAACCUGUUUGAGAAAAACGUGGUUAAAGAAAAUAAUUUAAAUUUUAUUCUAGCUUCAAAACUACGUAAGUUACAGUGGCAUGGCAUAUAUCAUCAAUAGAAGGUAAAAGAAUGAAGAAUUGUAAGAUACUGUUCAAGUUUACGCAGCAUAGUGAGCAGAUGCCAGUCAGCAUGACACUCCAGAAGCUACCAAAGAAAGAGAAACAGAUAAAGGCAAUGCUCAGUAAAGAGUUCAACUUUCUGAAAAAUGUUUUUUCAGUUAUGUCUUUACCAAAACAGAUGAGAGAUGAUUAUGAAGAGAAUGCAGAUUUUGAAAUUAUAAAUGACCCAACCAGUGAAGAGAAGGAGGUGCCAAAGAGGGCCCGCAGUAUAGCAGAACUGGAGGAAAAGCUAGAAAAAAUAAAAUCUCAAAAAAACUUCAACUUGAAGAACAAACUUGCUAAAAAGAGUUUGAACAGCAAGCUGAAUAAGAAACUUAAAAAGAAUGAAAGGCAAAAGAAAAGUAAAGUGAAGCCUACACAGUAUAAUUCAACAGAAAGUGUAAAAGAAGUUAAGAUAAAAUCACAAGCUAAUGUGAAACCAGUCUUUAACACUGAAGGCAAAUUAGUUUUUUCUAAAUUUGACUUUUCAAAUAUUGGACAUAAAGAAAAGAUGCACCAAAAAGCUGAAAAGGAUCCUAAGAAAAUUCUAGAAAACCUUAAACAACAAGAACAGAAGUUUAAGGAACUGGAAGAGACACAAUAUGACAAAGUGAAGGAAAUGAAGGAGAAGAUAGCUUGGAAGAAUGUUCUGCUGAAGGCUGAGGGAGAGAAAAUCAAGGAUGAUCCUAUUUUAUUGAAAAAAUCUAUAAAGAAAUUGGAACAAAAGAAGAAAGACAGUAAAAAGCAAUGGGACAAUAGAAUUAAAAAUGUAGAAGAAAAGAAAGAUGCCAGGCAGAAGAAGAGGAAAGAAAACAUUGCUAAGAAAAAAAAAGAGAAAAAGUCAAAAGUUGUCAAGGCUGCUGUUAAAAGAGGAAGAAUUAUUAUCUAAAUUGAUAGGCCAUUGACACUUUAAAAAAAUAUAAGGAUGAAUUUUUAUUUAGACUUAAUUAAUAUUUCGCACUUCACUUCAGUGAAACAGUGACUUUACAUUUUGUCGGGGAUAGUAUAAUUAUGCGUAACUAGCAUUGGAUAAUUGCGCGUAUCUGACAAAUGUAGCCAAUUUGAGCUUUGCACGGCAGUCCACGUAGUUAUAUGAUUGGGGCUAGUGACGAAGAGACUCAGUCUUGUAAGGCCUUUUAUAACGACUCGACUCCGUUUUACAGGACUCGACUCUAAAAUGAAGACUGGGGUUUCGAGUUUUCAUUAAUAAGACUCAGUCGUUAUACUAAAAGACUUAAACGACUUGAAAGACCUGUUGUUUGCAAAGGACUUACACCGAUUUUAUGUCUUAUUAAACCC